Emericellopsis atlantica is the source of this 1311-nucleotide messenger RNA. Its product is annotated as Sulfide:quinone oxidoreductase. NCBI's taxonomy places the organism in Eukaryota, Fungi, Ascomycota, Sordariomycetes, Hypocreales, Bionectriaceae. The record is from RefSeq and is a predicted model, not a curated record. Bases 1 to 1311 code for a protein of 436 amino acids. Gene Ontology annotation, molecular function: FAD binding; sulfide:quinone oxidoreductase activity. The transcript has a single exon. Gene Ontology annotation, cellular component: mitochondrion.
AUGUUUUCCACACGUCUCGCCAGCGUGGCUGCGCGCCGCUCCUUUGCCACCGUGGCACCCGCGUCGUCGUCGUCCGCGCACAAGGUGGUCGUCGUCGGUGCUGGCACGGCGGGUCUCAGCAUCGCCCACCAGCUGCUGGGCACGGGCCGCUUCCAGGACCAGGACAUUGCCGUCGUCGACCCUGCCGAGUGGCACCACUACCAGCCCGGCUGGACGCUCGUCGGGGGCGGGCUCAAGACCAAGGAGGAGCUCCGGCGGCGGAUGACGGACCUGGUCGACCCCAAGUUCAAGUUCUACAACACGUCGGUGGGGAGCUUCAAGCCAGAGGACAACACUGUCCGUCUGGGCAGCGGCCAGUCCCUCGAGUAUGAGCACCUGCUCGUGGCGCCGGGUGUUAAGGUGGACUUUGGCAGCGUGCGUGGGCUGCCAGAGGCCCUGGCCGACGAGGCGACGCCUGUGUCGUCCAUCUACGGCUACGAGUCCGUCGACAAGCUGUGGAGGGACAUUUCCAAGACGAGCAAGGGCCGCGCCAUCUUCACACAGCCGGCCGGUGCGAUCAAGUGCGCGGGCGCGCCGCAAAAGGUCAUGUGGCUCGCGCUGGAUCACUGGCGCCAGGCAGGCCUGUACAAGCCCGACGGACCGUCCGACGUGAACAUAACCUUUGCGUCCGGGCUGGGCGGCAUGUUCGCCGUGCCCAAGUACGCGGCCAAGCUGGAGCAGCUGCGCAAGCAGCGCGGCGUCGAGGGCCUCUUCUUCCACGAUCUCGUCUCGAUCGAGGGCGACAAGGCCGUGUUCGCGCGACCGGACGGGCAGGACAAGGUGGAGAGGCCGUUUGACCUCUUGCACGUCGUGCCCAAGAUGGGCCCCCACGCCUUUGUCAAGGACAGCCCCCUUGCCAACGAGGCGGGCUACGUGGAUGUCCACGACAAUUCGGCGCAGCACAAAAAGUACGCCAACGUCUGGUCGUCGGGCGACGCCUCGUCGCUGCCGACCUCGAAGACGGCGGCGGCCGUGACGGCGCAGGCGCCCGUCAUCGUCAACAACAUCCUGAACACGAUGGAUGGCAAGCCCGUGGAAAAUGGGUACGACGGGUACACGUCCUGCCCGCUGCUGACAGAGUACGGCAAGGUGCUGUUGGCCGAGUUCAAGUACGGCGGCGUACCCAAGGAGACGUUUGGCGACGUCUUUGGCAUCGACCAGGCGGAGCCGAGGCGGUCGUUCUACCACCUCAAAAAGGACUUCUUCCCGUGGGUGUACUACAACAACAUGGUCAAGGGCACAUGGGGCGGUCCCAAGGGGUGGCUGAACUAA